Molecule: messenger RNA, 2145 nt
Organism: Darwinula stevensoni
Lineage: Eukaryota; Metazoa; Arthropoda; Ostracoda; Podocopida; Darwinulidae
Source: the annotation of a GenBank genome assembly
AUGCCUCUCACCGGGAUCCAAAUCGUGCUCCUUGCCGACCUGCUCCUCCUGACCUACUCCUGCCUCCCGUACAGCGGUCAAUGGAACAGAAAGAACGACCGCGAAAAGAGUCCCUUAUCAGAUGGAGUCUCCAGCGAGAACCUUCGCACCCACCUCCGACAACUCACCCGAGAACCCCAUGUGGCGGGAACGGAAGAAGAACUCGACACGGCUCGAUACGUUCGUGAUAAGUUCCUCGAAUAUCACUUGGAUUCCGUGAAGAUCGUUCCGUACGACGUCCUCCUCUCGCAUCCUGAUCGAGAAAAGCCGAACAAAGUUUACGUUCUCGACGAAGCAGGAGAUAUCGUUUUCUCGACCCUGGGCUAUCAAAAACCCCUAUAUGCACCCGAGGAGAGCAACCACCGCGUAUUUCCCACUUUCAACGCCUACUCGGCCCCUGGACAACCGAUCGGAGAUCUCGUCUACGUCGGAUACGGACGAAAGGAUGAUUUCGAAUUCCUUCUCUCAGAAGGAAUCUCGGUGAAAGGAAACAUCGUAUUGGCUCGAUACGGUAAGUCCUUUAGAGCCAACAUCGUCAAGUUUGCGAUGGAAUAUGGAGCGAUCGGCGUGAUCUUUUAUUCUGAUCCGAUGGAAUACGCACCCCACGGAGACGCCCUUGUUUAUCCUGACGGCAUAUAUCUCCCAGAUAUGGGAGUUCAAAGUGGAACGGUGAAGUGGACCGAUGGAGAUCCUAUUACUCCCCUCCGACCGAGUGUUCCAGGCACGUACCGAAUUCCAGAAUCAGAAGCAGAGCUACCGAGAAUCCCCGCACAACCGAUCGGGUACCGUGAGGCAAAAAAGCUUUUGGAGAAUCUUGCCGGAGCCGAAGCUCCGUCUCGAUGGCAAGGAGCUCUCAACGUCACUUAUCGACUUGGACCAGGCUUCGUUCGACCGGAUUGGAAAGUAAAGAUGGAAGUUCAUACCGAGAACAGCGUCAAGACGAUACACAACGUCAUCGGAAUGCUCCACGGAUCGGUGGAACCGGAUCGUUACGUGAUUUUGGGGAACCACCGAGAUGCAUGGAUCUUCGGGGCCGUGGAUCCGUCGAGCGGCACGGCAUCGCUGCUCGAAGCCGCACGGCUGUACGGCGAAGCCGCGAAGGCCGGGAAUCCACCUCGACGGACUCUGCUCUUUUGCAGCUGGGGUGCCGAAGAGUACGGUCUCAUCGGGUCCACGGAAUGGGUGGAGGAAUACGCCAAUGCGUUGGCAGAUCGGACCGUCAUAAACCUGAAUGUGGAUGGCUCCAUUUCGGGGAAUAAGACGCUGAAGGCCGCAGGAAGUCCGCUGUCAUUUCAAAGUCUUUAUUCCACAGCGAGGAAAGUAAGAAAUCCGAACCCUGAGGAGGUGAAGGAUGGAAGACCGACCGUCUUCGACACGUGGCUCCACAACGUCCCAUCAGAGAACUCGGAUUUCCCUUUGGUGGAGAACUUGGGCAGCGGGAGUGACUAUGCCCCAUUCAUCCACUUCUUGGGAAUACCUUCCAUCGAUAUCACAUACAAAGGGGGAGAGAAGAACUAUCCUAUGUAUCAUUCUCUCUACGAGACUUUUCACUUGGUCGAUUAUCUCUUGGAUCAAGGUUUUCAUUACAUGAAGGCUGUCACUCAGGUAUAUGUGGAACUCACAGACCUCUACACCAACUCCGUCUUGAUUCCAUUCGAUGUCAGAGACUACGGCAAGUUCCUCCGUCGACAAUCCCAAGACUUCUGGAAGACAUUCGGGAAUCUGCUGGAGAAGCAUAACGUAUCACUGGUUUCGUGGUCGAGUGCCAUCGACAAUUUGACCUCGGCUGCGGAAUUCUUCCACGGAGAGCAUCGAGAGUCCUUGGAUUUGGAUGAGCCAUACCAAGUGAGGCGAUUCAACGACGAAUUGAUGGCAGUCGAACGCGUCUUCAUCAACACGAUGCUCCCCAGCGGGAACCGUCACAUGAUCUACAGACCCAGCAGUUCUGAUUCCUACAAAGGGGAAGUCUUCGGGAAUCUGGUUGACUUGCUGCUGGAGAGUGAUCCCGAUUGGAAUGAGGUGAAGGUUGGAGUCUCCAUCAUUGCUCAAAUGAUCCAGUCUGCAGCGGAUACAUUGAUGGGCUCCAUCAACGUCAGGGGAUUCUGA